Anastrepha obliqua is the source of this 3332-nucleotide messenger RNA. RefSeq names its product putative sodium-coupled neutral amino acid transporter 10. The transcript has 6 exons. The record is from RefSeq and is a predicted model, not a curated record. Lineage: Eukaryota; Metazoa; Arthropoda; Insecta; Diptera; Tephritidae. Gene Ontology annotation, biological process: amino acid transmembrane transport. The coding region runs from base 98 to 2929 and encodes 943 amino acids. Gene Ontology annotation, molecular function: amino acid transmembrane transporter activity.
CGGCUUUUAACCCGAUAACGAUUAUUCGUUUGUAAUAAACAAUAAAAAAUAAAUAAAUAAAUACGGGAUAGCCACGGUUUCUGGAGCGAGUGUUAGUAUGCUGGCUUAUUCGGGGCACAUAAUGACGCUAGCCAAUAGCAUCAUUGGCGUGGGAAUACUAGCAAUGCCGUUUUGUUUUCAAAAGUGCGGCAUUGUACUUUCUGUUCUGUUGCUCAUCAUCAGUAAUUGGAUUACUCGCUUAUCUUGUCAUUACCUUAUAAAAUCAUCACUGCUGACACGACGCAAAAGCUUUGAGUUUUUGGGUUUUCAUGCAUUCGGCGCUUCGGGCAAGCUACUAGCUGAGCUAUGUAUUAUCGGAUAUCUCUUCGGCACAUCCGUAACAUACUUCGUUGUGAUGGGCGAUUUAGGGCCGCAAAUUGCCACAAAGAUGUUUUCACUCAACACUUCCGAAUUUCCACAUCUCCGAACUUGGGUGAUGAUCGGUGUAACACUCUUCUGUAUACUGCCAUUGGCUAUGUUGAAAAAUGUGGAUAGCCUUUCGACAGUGUGCGCUGCAUCGAUAGGAUUUUAUAUCUGUUUGGUCGUAAAGAUUGUGUUGGAGUCCGAGGCGCACAUUGUGACGCAUGAUUGGGUCGACAAAGUGGAAUAUUGGCGUCCAGCUGGCAUCUUACAAUGUUUACCCAUUUUUAGUAUGGCGCUGUCAUGCCAAAUGCAACUUUUUGAGGUGUUCGAGAGCAUCAAUAAUCAGAGCGUCGAAAAAUUGAAUGGAAUUGUACGAAACGCAACAUGGAUUUGCACUUUUGUGUAUAUAGCUGUUGGAUUUUUUGGCUAUGUGGCCUUCUGCACUCAAACAUUUUCGGGCAAUAUUUUGAUGAACUUCUCGCCCUCCUUUGGCAGCGAUGUUAUCAAAAUUGGCUUCGUGUUGUCGGUUGCAUUCAGCUUUCCACUUGUUGUGUUCCCUUGUCGCGCUAGUAUUUACUCACUUCUCUAUCGUAAGGGCCACACUGACAACACCGGCUAUAUUCCAGACAACCGUUUUAAGGUGAUCACUACCUGUCUUGUUGGUUGUGCACUUUGCAUCGCUCUAAUGAUACCCUCGGUGGAGUUGAUUAUCGGCUUAGUGGGUUCCACAAUCGGCGUUGCCAUUUGCAUAUUGUUUCCGGCAUUCUGUUUUCGGAAAAUUGUCAAAAAGGACUCUACCGAGCGUUCUUUGGCGCAGUUCAUAUUCAUUAGCGGCUUUUGCCUAAUGGUUUUGGGUACUUAUGCUAAUUUAAACGCAAUUGAUGAACGACGAUCUGGUGCGCAUUUGCAUGUGUCAGAAGAGCUGGAAAAUUCGAAUUUCGCGAGACCAACGGAAAAAGUGAAUGUGAAAUCACAAGACGCUAUUGCACCCUUUCAACAGCAAAUAGGGAAAAUAAAAUCAGAAAACCAAUUUGGUGAAUUGAAGUUUAAAGAAAAUGAUUUGGGGCUCAAUGCAAAUCAGGUAAUUGAAAACAAGCCGGACGUUUUGAUGAAUGCAACACCUGCGCGGCCGGUUCCGCCGUUACCUGUACAGGAUAUUCAUAAGGAAGAAGGCAAACCAAAAGCGAAUAUGGUAGCUGAAAAGCAAGAAAGUAGCUUCAACGUGAAUUCAGUCAACCCAGAGGCGAUAAUAAAUGUUGAGUCGAAAAAAAAUGUAGUCGACGUGCAUAAAGUGGACAAAAAUAAAGAAGGCGAAAAGGAAUCUGCUGCAUCGAUUCUACCUAAUCAACAAGCGGCGCAACUGCAAAACAUUCCUCCACAACUGCAAAGCUCGCGGCCAAAUCAAAAACAGCAAACAAUAGAUAAGGAUGCUAUAAAGAAGGAAGAAGAAAUUGCAGCCGAAGAGUUGAAAAAUGGCCAAAAAGCGCCGAAAAGCAGCAAUGAUGUCGAACUUAAGGAAACGCGAAAAGAAUUGAAAAAGACAAAGGAAUUGCUGGAGCGCACUGUUGAUGAACUAAAACAAGAAUUGGCUAAACAGAAUGAAGAAACACAUAACAUGGUUGUUGAAAAGUUGGAGGAAGUAGUGCAAAAAGUUGAGCAAAUCGAAAAGCAGGUCCAGCAUAAUAAUCCCGCGCAAGCACCCACGCAGGUCAAUAAAGACAGUAAGGGCAUUUUGCCACAAAAGCCAAAAAAUGGGCCAAAAGAAAUUGCAGUGCCACCUACAAACAAUGGGGAUCCACCUAAGCCAGAAAAGAUUCAAAACCGCCUGGAUGAGAAACCAUCACUUCUGAGUAUACUUUCUGAGCAGCCAGCAGAAACGCGCGACACACAGCAGGUUUAUGAGCCGCUCUCCUACAAAACUGGGGAACUGAUUGAGCAAGUAAAGAAUGGCAGCAAAGCGGAACUACCAUUGCCACUUCCCUUGGCCGUAUUGAUUAACGCGUCAAAUAUUAAAACAAAUAACAAGUCAAAUAUACAUGUCCGACCAGUAGCCGAUAAGUCUAUUAGCAUUCCUCCACAUACCGCCGAUAAUACUAGCAUACCCAUUAAGACUGACAACUCAACACUAAUAAAAUCAAAUGAUCCACCGAUGGCACGUUUUGGCCAAACACCUAUUGAAGAAGAGAAAGAGAAUGUAGAGGCUAUACGGCGAGAUAUACUCCAGUUGAAUUCCGAACGAAUGAAAGACAUUCCAUCCUUAGUUUUAUCAAGAAACGAAACAGAACAUGACGCUGACUUGGCUGAGGCAAAUGCGCAUCAUUUGAGGCAAAAACGCUCGAAUACAAAAUUGAAUGCGCCUAAUUUUGAGUCAAGCAGUGCGAAAUCGCAAAGCAAUAAUUAUUUGAGCGAGCCAAAUACGGAGCAAUUACUAGCACACGGAGGAAUAAGUAAUGCAAUCAAUUUUAAAAUUCAAAAUAUCGGACGAGAGCUGAGAUCAGUCAAAGAGGACAAUGAAGUGAAGCAUUAAAAUGGAGGCUGGCAUGGAAGAAAACCGCUCAAGUACUCAUCAUUUUGACUAUGUUUCAACAUGCUGUUAUGGCUCUUUAUUUCUGAGGUGAAGCCAAGCUACGACAUAUAUUUACACAUAUAUGUACCUCUAUAUACUGCGUGAAUGUAUUUAUGUACAUAUGUAAUUAUGUGCUGUUAGCUCAUUAUGUAUAGAUGACUCAAAUCCAUUAUAUGCUUAAAACAUUCCUACCGAACUCUUAAACUUUUCUCGUAGAUUUCCGUGUACCAAGCCGUCACUUUUGCUCUGAGUGCAUAUACUUAUACAUAUACGAGUACAUACACAUGUUCAUAUUUUUAAAUAUGUUAAUGUUUGUACGCAUGUUGACAAGACUUGAUAAAAUAAAUAUUUAUUUAUUUAUAUA